AUGGCUGAUACUGUCAUCAAGAAAGAGGAGCCACAAGGUGCUGGCAACAUCGAGUUAAAGAACAACACGGUCAUCGUUGUUCUGGGCGCCUCUGGUGAUCUGGCCAAGAAGAAGACUUUUCCAGCUCUCUUUGGAUUGUACCGAAACCAAUUCCUCCCCAAAGACAUCAGAAUCGUCGGAUAUGCCAGGACGAAGAUGGACAAUGAGGAGUACCUCAAGCGUGUCAAGUCAUACAUCAAGACCCCAACAAAGGAUAUUGAGCAGCAAUUGCAGGAGUUCACCAAAAUCUGCACAUAUAUCUCGGGGCAAUAUGAUGAGGACGAGUCGUUUGUCAACUUAAGGAAACAUCUCGAGGAGCUGGAGAAGGGCCGGAAAGAGCAGAACCGCGUGUUCUACAUGGCCCUCCCCCCAAGUGUCUUCACCACCGUCUCGCAGCACUUGAAGAAAAACUGCUACCCCCAGAGCGGCAUUGCCAGAAUCAUUGUCGAGAAGCCAUUCGGAAAGGAUCUUGGCAGCUCCAGGGAGCUCCAAAAGGCAUUGGAGCCGAACUGGAAGGAGGAGGAGAUCUUCCGUAUUGAUCAUUACCUCGGAAAGGAAAUGGUCAAGAACAUCUUGAUCUUGCGAUUUGGCAACGAGUUCUUUGGCGCAACCUGGAACCGGAACCACAUCGAUAAUGUGCAGAUCUCCUUCAAGGAGCCGUUCGGCACCGAGGGACGUGGCGGCUACUUCGACGAGUUUGGCAUCAUCCGCGAUGUCAUGCAGAACCACUUGCUUCAAGUUCUCACCUUACUGGCUAUGGAGAGGCCAAUCUCGUUCUCAGCUGAGGACAUCAGAGAUGAGAAGGUCCGCGUAUUAAGAGGAAUCCCAGCCAUCGAGCCGAAGAACGUUAUCAUCGGCCAGUACGGCAAGUCCCUGGACGGAAACAAGCCCUCCUACAAGGAAGAUGACACAGUCCCCAAGGACUCCAGGUGUCCAACCUUCUGCGCCAUGGUGGCAUACAUCAAGAACGAGCGAUGGGACGGCGUACCCUUCAUCCUCAAGGCUGGAAAGGCCCUGAACGAGCAGAAGACGGAGAUCAGAAUCCAGUUCAAGGACGUCACAUCCGGCAUCUUCAAGGACAUCCCCCGCAACGAGCUCGUCAUGCGCAUCCAGCCCAACGAGAGCGUGUACAUCAAGAUGAACUCCAAGCUCCCUGGUCUGAGCAUGCAGACGGUCGUGACAGAGCUGGAUCUCACCUACCGUCGCCGAUUCUCUGACCUGAAGAUCCCAGAGGCCUACGAGUCGCUGAUCCUCGAUUCCAUGAAGGGCGAUCACUCUAACUUUGUUCGUGACGAUGAGCUCGAUGCCAGCUGGAGGGUCUUCACCCCGCUCCUCCACUAUCUCGAUGAUAACAAGGAGAUCAUCCCCAUGGAAUACCCAUAUGGCUCCCGCGGCCCCGCCGUCCUCGACGACUUCACCUCCUCCUACGGCUACAAGUUCAGCGAUGCCGCAGGCUACCAAUGGCCCACCACCUCCACCCAGCCAAACAAGCUAUAAACCCCUCCUAAACCCACGAACAAACCGCAGGCAGCGACACAAAUGGUGGCGGGACAAAGGCAGACGGGCGCAUGAACCUGCUCAGCGAGCUGCUCGAGCCACAGUAACCAGCGAAACCUCACCUCCUUCUCGCCACCAGCCAGCCAAUCUUUACAUGCGUUUCUUAUCGGUCGGAGUCGGUACUGUUUGGUGCGGGUGCGGGGCACCCCCCCUUCUCCAGGUCCCUGCGGCGGGUAGAUGCGCUGGCGGGGCUGCAAUUGCGUAGAAAGGAAUGGGGUUGGUUGAUAGAAGAAGCGCGGAGGGGAAUCGGUAGCAGAUUACUCGGACGGCGGAGGACGGGCUGGGGCCGGAGGGGGGUGCUGACGCGGUGUUAUUUAUACAUUCAAUGAUACAUGUUUUCCAUGGCCC
Molecule: messenger RNA, 1944 nt
Organism: Pseudogymnoascus destructans
Lineage: Eukaryota; Fungi; Ascomycota; Leotiomycetes; Thelebolales; Thelebolaceae
Gene: ZWF1
Product: Glucose-6-phosphate 1-dehydrogenase
Exons: 6
Coding region: 1-1536 (511 amino acids)
Biological process (GO): glucose metabolic process; pentose-phosphate shunt, oxidative branch
Cellular component (GO): cytosol
Molecular function (GO): NADP binding; glucose-6-phosphate dehydrogenase activity
Source: RefSeq, a predicted model, not a curated record